GGGAGAAGCAUGCAAGGGAGGAGCGUGACGCCCGCAUCAAGGAGGAGAUUGAGAAGGACAGCCGUCCUUUGUGCAGUGAGCUGUAACAGCCGGCACAAGGCCUUGGAAGUUUUUUCUUCCGCCUUACCCCGCAGUGUCAAUCUUUAGAUACCAGUCUUAGUUCAAACCAGUCUUGGUUUCUCAAGAGCCCCAUAUAUCUAGAGUUCCUGGUUAGAGCUUCGCUGAUUUGAAGCCCCUAGGUCCAUAGGUUUGCCCAGGUCUGAGCGACUCUGUUCACGUCAAAGCCGCCGUCCUCCUUCAGUUGUUUGGGCUGAACGAGUGAAGCGCCGUCCUCGCUUCCACGGCCUCCGAGCCAAGAUGUCGUCACCAGGCGGCCGCCGCUCGGUCCGCACGGCAGCGGAUCCGCCCAUGGCGCCGGAGGAAGCGCUGAAGCAUCUGAAGGAGGGCAACAUGAGAUUUGUGAAGGGAGAGCCCCAGGCGACGCGGACCAACGAGGGCAUGCGAAACGCGUUAGUGGACAUGGGACAAGCGCCACACACGGCCAUCGUGGGCUGCGCCGACUCACGCGCGCCCUUGGAGACGAUCUUUGAUGCCAUGCCUGGCGAUGUGUUUGUGCUGCGCAACGCUGGCAAUACCUGCACUCACGCAGAAGGUAGCAUGGUGGGCAGCCUGGAAUUUUGCACGGGCAAAUUGGGCGCUCGCAUGAUUUUGGUCAUGGGCCAUACCAAGUGCGGCGCAGUCUAUGGUGCCACACAUGCUUACUUGGAGGCAAGGAAAAGUGAUGUGGUUAGUGUGAACUCAGCGCUUGAGGGCCUCUUGCUGGACUUGGCUCCCGUUGCUGAGAGGGCACUGAGCGACAUGGGCUCGAGCAGUGAUGCCGAAAGCGUCGCGGCCCACGCUGUGAAGGUGAACGUCUUCCACACCAUCGACUUCUUGCUGAGAUACAGCGAAUCCAUCCGUGACAAGGUGCGGAGUGGACAGGUGGAGAUCCAAGGUGGCCUCUACCACUUGGACACGGGAACCGUGGAGUUCAUGGGGCGAUCGCCUCGGCAGACGGAACUUUUGAGCUCCACCCACCGAGGGCUUCCUCCCUCCAUGACCCGGGAGGGCGGCCGCACCAGUGGCUAUGGCCCUGCGGCUCGAGGUAUGCACGGGGUGCGAACCGCAGCAGACAGUGCUGUAGCAGCAGAUGAAGCUUUGAAGAUGCUCCAGGCUGGAAACGAGCGCUUUGCAGUAGGGGCUCCAUUGGCCAAGAAUGCCACAGCAAAGAUGCGUGAGGCACUGGUGAGCCAUGGGCAGGCUCCGCACACGGCCAUUCUGGGCUGCGCAGAUUCCCGUGUGCCCGUGGACACUGUGUUUGAUGCCAUGCCGGGUGACUUGUUUGUGUUGAGGAACGCAGGAAACACAUGCACUCACGCAGAGGGUUCCAUGGUGGGCAGCCUGGAGUUUUGCUGCGGCAAGUUGGGAUCCAAGCUGAUUCUGGUGCUUGGUCACACGCAAUGCGGAGCCAUUGCUGGUGCCACCAAGACCCACCUUGCAAGCAAGGAAGGGGAUGCAUCCAAGAAUGCAGGCUGUGCACUUGAGGGACUCUUGAUGGGCUUGUCCCGUGUGGCAAAGCAGGCUGAAAAGGAGCUUGGUGUUGGUGCUGAAACUGACAAGUUGAUUGCCCAUGCCGUGAAGGUGAAUGUCUUCACUUCCAUUGACUUCCUGUUGAAGUACAGCGAGCCUCUGAGGCAGCUUGUGAAGAGUGGCAACCUGGAGAUCCAGGGUGGGGUCUACCAUCUUGAAACUGGCCGUGUGGAAUUCAUGGGUCGUUCACCAUGCCAGGCACAGUUGCUGGCCUCCGAUUCCAGCCUGCCACCAUCCCUGCAGGCUUUGCCAAUCCGGACCACGCUGCACGGCCCAAUGCCACACCAAGAGGCGCUGAAGCUUCUCAAAGAGGGCAACGACCGCUUUGCCGUGGGCGCAGCCAUUUCCGGCCGCAUCACUCCGGCCAUGAGGAAGGCGUUGGUGAAGGAGGGACAGGCACCGCACACCGCCAUCAUUGGCUGCGCGGACUCUCGUGCACCGUUAGAAACCGUGUUUGAUGCCAUGCCCGGAGACAUUUUCGUGCUGCGGAACGCGGGCAAUACCUGCACUCACGCAGAAGGCAGUAUGGUUGGUAGCUUGGAAUUCUGUUUGGGCGCCCUGCACACAAAGAUGGUGAUGGUUCUCGGCCACACUGCUUGUGGCGCCAUCAAGGGCGCUACGAAGACUUUUUUGGCAUCCAAGAUCCCCACCAAGACCAAGGCCGCCAAAGCCCUGGAUGCGCUGCUAGAAGGUCUCAGCGUGGUGGCUUCCUCUGCAGCCAGCCAACUUGGUCCAGAUGCCACGGAACAACAGAUCGCCACCUUGGCUGUCAAACUGAAUGUUUUCCAUACUAUUGACUUCCUUCUUCAGUACAGCCCUCUGAUUCGAAGAAAGGCGAUGGGUUCGCCGGGGAAGAUGACAUGCUGACAGGACGACAUGCUGACGACACGUUGCUGAAGUCUUUCAAUUAAAAAGACGGGUGUUCAUGGAAGGCUUCGGGCUGGGAGGUCCAGGCUGGUGAGGUGGAGAUUCAGGGUGGCAUCUACGACCUCGAAACCGGCCGAGUAGAGUUCCUGGGUCAAAGCCCUGCACAAGCCGGUCUUGUCAAGUCGGAGGCGAAUUUGCCACCCUCGUUGACUAAGUGAGCUCAUUUCCGGUGUUUGAAACUGAAAGAAAGAAGCGUCCGGCUUCAUGUUCGAAGAAGACUUGGACAGCAUCCCAGCUGCCUAGAGUCCUAGAGCUUUGAUCUUCCAAGAGGAUUUUGGGCACAGCAAGGCAGACACCAAAUCUGAUUUUCCUUGAAGAUUCGUACGUUCAAAGUCCAGAUGCCUUUUGGAGGACAUUGUUUCACUGAAUUUGUUCCGCUGGAGGAGCAGCGGGCUUCCUUCGGGGCUACUGUAGGUCGAAGCAUUUUGCAGACAAGAGUGCUGCUGUUUAAGGUUUCGAAGCCAGCCUCUUUUGAAAAGCAGCUGGCAUUAUUCCGAGCCAAUUUUCAUUAAUUUUCUAGCUAUGCUUAGCUCCUGGCAUUCUGCCCUGGUGUUAUUCUCCAACAACAUCCAACAACAUCCCCAAGCUCUAUGCCUCAUGCUGUGGUAGACCGCCAGAAACUCGUGACACCUCGUGCGGACG
Molecule: messenger RNA, 3198 nt
Organism: Durusdinium trenchii
Lineage: Eukaryota; Dinophyceae; Suessiales; Symbiodiniaceae
Source: the annotation of a GenBank genome assembly